AAUCGACCCACGCUGAGUCUGGGGAAGGUGUCUGCCUCGGUCGCUCUGGGGUAAGGAAUAAGAAGUGACAACAUUUAUUUCACCUUCUGGACGCAAACCUGCCUGGCUAACCAUUGAUUGAUGCCAACCCAUCUCCUGCUUCAUACUCCUCCAUCUCGAUCGCCCUCACGUACCUUGAUCCAAAAUGUCUGCCAGGAUACCCGCAAUUUGCCGCGACCGCGUGAGCGACCGCGCCAAGCAGACGCUGGACCUCGUCGCCAAGUUCGUUGAGGAGGAAUGCCUUCCUGCCGACCCCGUCUUCGAAGCACAGCUCGGCAAAGGCGAUGACCGGUGGAAGAGCCACCCUGCCGUGGUGGAUGACCUCAAGAAGCGCGCGCGCGCGCUGGGCCUGUGGAACAUGUUCCUGCCCAAGGGCCACUACAAGGAGUCGCCGGGCUUCACGAACCUCGAGUACGGCCUGAUGGCCGAGUGGCUGGGCCGGUCCCGCGUCGCGUCCGAGGCCGUCAACUGCGCCGCCCCCGACACGGGCAACAUGGAGGUGAUUGCAAAGUACGGAAACGAGGCCCAGAAGCAGCGCUGGCUGGUGCCGCUGAUGGAGGGCCAGAUCCGGUCCGCGUUCCUCAUGACGGAGCCGGGCAUCGCGUCGUCGGACGCGACCAACAUCCAGAUGGAGAUCCGCCGCGAGGGCAACGAGUACGUGCUCAACGGCCAGAAGUGGUGGUCCAGCGGCGCGGGCGACCCGCGCUGCGCUGUCUACGUGGUUAUGGGCAAGUCGGACGCGGGCAACAAGGACACGUACCGCCAGCAGUCGGUGAUCCUGGUCCCCGCCGACACGCCCGGCAUCACCAUCCACCGCAUGCUGAGCGUCUACGGCUACGACGACGCGCCGCACGGCCACGGCCACAUCACCUUCAGUAACGUGCGCGUGCCCGUCGCCAACAUGGUGCUGGGAGAGGGCCGCGGGUUCGAGAUCAUCCAGGGCCGCCUGGGUCCCGGCCGCAUCCACCACGCCAUGCGCACCAUCGGCGCCGCCGAGCGCGCGCUCGACUGGAUGCUGAUGCGCAUCAACGACCCCAAGAAGACGCCCUUCGGCAAGCAGCUGCGCGAGCACGGCGUCGUGAUCGAGUGGGUCGCGCGCUCGCGCAUCGAGAUCGACGCCGCCCGCCUCGUCGUGCUCAACGCCGCCAUCCGCAUGGACGAGGAGGGUCCCAAGGCCGCGCUCAAGGAGAUCGCCGAAGCCAAGGUGCUGAUCCCCACCAUGGCCCUGACCGUCAUCGACCGCGCCGUGCAGUCCUUCGGCGGCGCCGGGGUCAGCCAGGACACGCCGCUCGCAAACAUGUGGGCCCAGAUCCGCACGCUGCGCUUCGCCGACGGGCCCGACGAGGUCCACCUCGCCCAGCUGGGCCGCAACGAGAACAAGCGCGGCAAGGCCGUGGCCGAGUCCAUCGAGAAGCAGAGGCUGCGGACCGAGGAGCUGCUGCGCGAGUACAAGCUCACCAGACAGGAGCUGGGGACUGGGAUUUCGAGGAGUAAGCUCUAGGCUCAUGCGCAGAAAAAGAUGCUACGCGAUGUUUUUGUAUAAAUUGGCAAGCUUUCUUCGGCGCCUUAAAUCUACCUCUUCGGUCAUGUGGUUGGGCGUUUGCCCUCGCAUCCGUGUUUGCCUCCAAAGUUGCUGCCCAAAAAAGCGAUACGAGAGAAAUCACACAGAAAAGAACAAACAAAUACUCUCGUCUCGCUCAAAUGCCAGCAGCUACACCCGCCACAAACU
Messenger RNA from Gaeumannomyces tritici R3-111a-1, 1768 nucleotides. RefSeq names its product acyl-CoA dehydrogenase family member 11. The record is from RefSeq and is a predicted model, not a curated record. Bases 185 to 1540 code for a protein of 451 amino acids. Gene Ontology annotation, molecular function: flavin adenine dinucleotide binding; oxidoreductase activity, acting on the CH-CH group of donors. The transcript is spliced from 3 exons. NCBI's taxonomy places the organism in Eukaryota, Fungi, Ascomycota, Sordariomycetes, Magnaporthales, Magnaporthaceae.